AUGACAUUGAUUAAUCUUAAUAAAAUAAUGGAUCCGAAAACAAGAGACUAUUUGAUUAUGAUAGGUGGAGGCUUAGCUAUUUUUUUCCUGAGCUAUGAAAUAUUCAGCCCGAACAGCUUUUUAAAUUCAACUAGCGUUGCAGGAGAAGCAGCCAAAGAAGGAGCAAAAGCUGCUUCAAAAACCUAUGUUAGCGAAAAACUAUCCAGAUAA
Molecule: messenger RNA, 210 nt
Organism: Blepharisma stoltei
Lineage: Eukaryota; Ciliophora; Heterotrichea; Heterotrichida; Blepharismidae
Source: the annotation of a GenBank genome assembly